UCCACAGGCUCUGGACAAAGAACUUGUCCUGCCUGAAGGAUGCCGAAGUGCAAGCAGGAUUCCAGCUAACGUCUGCUUGCCAGCUGAGAGGGAACUACAACCUCUGUGAGCUUCUGCACUCCAACAGCUGAAACUGCUCUGAGCUACUUCAUUCUCCAGUUGGGCUUUUGCUUUUCAUCCAGAGACUUUGGCUUGGCUGUUUCACUCCAUCAGGAAAGGAAUAAAGUCACCAAGAUGGUAAAGAAAAAGUCUGAUGUUUACUCAGUUGAGAUCUACGGGACAAAAGAUCUAGAAAAAACAGAGAUGGGAGAUGAAGAGGAGAAGUACAAAGACUUGAAAGGCAACAAGAAAAAAAAGACGACAGAAGACCUUAAGAAAGAACUGGAGCUGGAUGACCACAAACUCAGCGCUUCAGAACUGGAGGAAAAGUAUGGUACAAGCGUUAACAAAGGUCUCUCUAGUGCAAGAGCAGCAGAGAUUUUGGCUCGGGACGGUCCCAACUCACUCACUCCUCCUAAAGCCACUCCUGAAAUUGUUAAGUUCCUCAAGCAGAUGGUGGGAGGGUUUUCCAUCCUCUUAUGGAUAGGAGCUGUCUUCUCCUGGAUUUCAUUUGGCAUUCAGUUUGCCCAGGGAGCCGAGUCACCCUUUGACAAUCUCUACCUUGGAGUAGUCCUGGCAGUGGUUGUUAUCCUCACUGGUAUCUUCGCUUACUAUCAAGAAGCUAAAAGCACAAACAUCAUGGCCAGCUUCAGUAAAAUGAUUCCACAGCAAGCUCUCGUCAUCAGAGAUGCAGAAAAGAAGGAACUGUCAGCAGACCAGCUGGUGGUUGGAGACAUCGUGGAAAUAAAGGGCGGAGAUAGGAUCCCUGCAGACAUUCGUCUGAUCUUUACUCAGGGUUGUAAGGUGGACAAUUCUUCACUCACAGGGGAAUCGGAACCACAGUCUCGUUCCUGUGACUUCACCCAUGAGAACCCUUUGGAGACCAAGAACGUUGCAUUCUACUCUACCACCUGUGUGGAAGGCACUGCUACUGGCAUUGUAAUCAACACCGGGGAUCGCACUAUCAUCGGGCGGAUUGCCUCUCUCGCAUCGGGAGUAGGACACGAAAAAACACCCAUUGCUAUCGAGAUAGAACACUUCGUCUACCUGGUGGCAGGAGUGGCCAUUUCCAUCGGUGUUCUCUUCUUUAUUAUAUCUGUUUCUAUGCGAUACAAAAUUCUGGACUCCAUCAUCUUUCUCAUCGGCAUCAUCGUGGCAAAUGUGCCAGAGGGACUGCUAGCCACAGUAACGGUGAGUUUGUCUCUGACAGCCAAGCGGAUGGCGAAGAAGAACUGUUUGGUGAAGAACUUGGAAGCUGUAGAAACACUCGGUUCUACCUCCAUCAUCUGUUCCGACAAGACAGGGACCCUCACACAAAACAGGAUGACUGUUGCUCACCUCUGGUUUGAUAAUCAGAUCUACUCAGCUGACACCAGUGAAGAUCAAACAACCCAGCCUUUUGAUCAAAGUUCUCCAUCAUGGACAGCAUUAUCAAAAAUUGUAACUCUCUGCAACCGGGCAGAAUUCAGACCAGGACAGGAAAAUCUCCCAAUAAUGAAGAGAGUCGUGGUAGGUGAUGCCUCUGAAACAGCUCUGCUGAAAUUCGCAGAAGUCAUUUUGGGUAAUGUCAUGAAUAUUAGAGAGCAGAACAAGAAAGUGGCUGAAAUUCCUUUCAACUCUACCAACAAAUUCCAGCUUUCCAUUCACGAGACUGACGAUCCCAACGACAAGCGCUUUCUGCUGGUGAUGAAGGGUGCGCCAGAGAGGAUUUUAGAGAGGUGCAGCACCAUCAUGAUCAAUGGCAAAGAAGAACCACUGGACAGUGAAAAGGCAGCAGCUUUCCAAACAGCAUACAUGGAGCUGGGGGGCAUGGGAGAGAGAGUGCUGGGUUUCUGUCACUUGUACCUGCCUGAAAAUGAGUUUCCGGACACCUACCCAUUUGACACAGAUUCCAUGAACUUCCCAACCUCCAACAUGUGCUUUGUUGGGCUCUUGUCUAUGAUUGACCCACCUCGCUCCACGGUGCCAGAUGCUGUCUCAAAAUGUCGCAGUGCCGGGAUCAAGGUUAUCAUGGUCACGGGCGACCACCCAAUCACGGCUAAGGCCAUUGCCAAGAGCGUAGGCAUCAUUUCAGCCACCAGCGAGACUGUGGAAGAUAUUGCGAAGCGCCUCAACAUUCCUGUUGAGCAAGUCAAUAGACGAGAAGCUACAGCAGCAGUAAUUAAUGGGAUGGAGCUGAAGGAUAUGAGCUUGCAGCAGCUGGAUGAAAUCUUGUGUAACCACUCAGAGAUAGUCUUUGCACGGACAUCACCCCAACAGAAACUGAUUAUAGUUGAAGGCUGCCAAAGGCAGGGAGCAGUCGUUGCCGUGACCGGAGAUGGAGUCAAUGACUCCCCUGCUCUUAAAAAAGCAGACAUUGGAAUUGCUAUGGGUAUUGCUGGUUCUGAUGCAGCUAAAAACGCAGCUGAUAUGGUACUGCUGGAUGAUAACUUUGCUUCUAUCGUCACAGGAGUGGAGGAAGGCCGUCUGAUCUUUGACAACCUGAAGAAAACCAUUGCCUACACCCUGACUAAGAAUAUUGCUGAGCUGUGUCCCUUUCUCAUCUACAUUAUUACCAGCAUUCCAAUGCCCAUUGGCACUAUCACCAUCCUAUUCAUUGACCUGGGCACAGACAUUAUCCCCUCUGUCGCAUUAGCCUACGAAAAAGCCGAAAGCGAUAUUAUGAACAGGAGACCUCGUAACAAAAUGAAAGACAGGCUGGUGAAUGAGCAGCUCGCUGUAUACUCCUAUCUGCAGAUCGGUAUCAUACAGUCAGUGGGAGCCUUUAUAACCUAUUUUACCGUGUAUGCUGAACAAGGUUUCCUCCCUUCCACGCUGCUUGGUGUGCGAGUCAACUGGGAAAACAAUGCCAUUAAUGACUUUGAGGAUUCAUAUGGACAGGAAUGGACUAAAUAUCAGAGGAUGUACCUACAGUGGACUGGCUACACUGCCUUUUUUGUCAGCAUCACAAUUCAGCAAGUUGCUGAUUUGAUCAUCAGGAAAACACGAAGAAAUUCCAUUUUCCAGCAGGGUCUUUUCAGGAACAAAGUCAUUUGGGUGGGUAUAUUUUCCCAGAUAGGAAUUGCUCUGAUUCUUACCUAUGGUCUCGGACAUGCUACAGCCCUGAACUUCACACCGCUGAGGUUUCAGUACUGGUUUGUGGCUGUACCAUUUGCCAUCCUGAUAUGGGCCUAUGAUGAAGUCCGCAAGCUGUUUAUCAGGAGAUACCCAGGAAGCUGGUGGGACAAGAACAUGUAUUACUGAAACAAACCUUAUCCCUGGUCGCCUUCCUCCUUGUGGAGAGCUUCUUCCCCACCUGACACAGCCUCUGCUGCUUUAUCGUGCUGUCUGUGCAAUAUCAAGCAUGGGUUCACCCCAUGAAGGGGUGAAGAAAUGUCAUGAAUUUCAUGAAGAAAUAAGGACUUUAGAGGUUGAUAAAUUACCUCCCACUGUACUGUAAAGCUGACACUUGUCUAGAAAUUGAAAUGCUACCUGUUUUUGUAACAAGCACAAUUUUCCCUCAUUCAAACAUGAACUUGGAGAGCACUCCGAGAGGAAAACACACAUCAAGGAAAUAAAAAAAGACAGAAAAUCCAUAUAAUCUAAGGCAUUAAUUUGCACUAAAGGUGUUGUUUGCUGAUUUUCUUUUUUUGGUGGAACUGAAUUCCAAGCGAGUGCAUACGUAGAUCUGUACUACCUUACCAAGGGUAAAACUGCUGUAUAGGAAUAAUUUGAUAAUAAAAUUUUUUCCAGAAAA
This is a messenger RNA of Opisthocomus hoazin, 3835 nucleotides long. NCBI's taxonomy places the organism in Eukaryota, Metazoa, Chordata, Aves, Opisthocomiformes, Opisthocomidae. The record is from RefSeq and is a predicted model, not a curated record.